UUCCUCCUGAGUCAGGCAGAGGAGAGGAAGCAGGCAGAGCAGCAGAGAACGGUGAUCUUUGCAGAAAUUGACCCUGAUUCCUCUGAAGCAGAGAGGACUGCAUUGGACACCAGAGAGACACCCCUGGGUGACAGAAGAAUGCUGGCAAGAUCUGCUUAUCCAUCUUUUCAUGGUGGCAAAGGAGUAGCAGCCGCUGUGGAACCAGAUCAGGGCCCAGUGUGCUUUGAAGAUGUAGCUGUUCAUUUCACAGACGAUGAAUGGGCAUUGCUGCAUCCUGACCAGAGAGCUCUGCAUGAGGAAGUCAUGGGGGAGAAUCGUGAGAUCAUGGACUCGCUUGGUAAUGAUGAUUUGGAAAUUAAGAACGAGGGAGACCACGACAUCAUCCAUACAGUGGAAAAGACAUAUCAAUAUUCAGAGUUUGGACAAAGCUACAGUCAGAGUUCCCAUUCCACUUCCCAUCAAAUAAAUUCUCAUCAAAUAAAUCCCAUUUGGAAGAAACUGUAUCAGUGCUUGGAAUGUGGAAAGAACUUCACUUGGGAAAAAAGUCUCACAUCUCAUCAAAGAAUUCAUACAGGGGAGAAACUAUAUUACUGCUUGGAAUGUGGAAAGACCUUCAGUGAGAGGGGCAAGCUCACGGCACAUCAAAGAAUUCAUACAACAGAGAAACCAUAUCAGUGUUUGGGAUGUGGAAAAAGCUUUAGUGAGAGGGCCAAUCUCAUUUCCCAUCAAAGAAUUCAUACAGGGGAGAGACCAUAUCAGUGUUUGGAAUGUGGGAAGAGCUUCAGUCAGAGCACUCAUCUCACUUGCCAUCAAAGAAUCCACACUGGGGAGAAGCCCUAUCAGUGCUUGGAAUGUGGAAAAAGCUUCACCUGGAAGAAAAGUCUCACUUCCCAUCAAAGUAUUCAUACAGGGGAGAAGCCAUAUCCGUGCUUGGAAUGUGGAAAAAGCUUCAGUGAGAUGGGCAAGCUCACGGCCCAUCGAAGAAUUCACAAUGGGGAAAAAGCAUAUCAGUGCUUGGAAUGUGGAAAGAGCUUCAAUAAAAGUGCCAAUCUCACAUCCCAUCAAAGAAUUCAUACUGGGGAGAAACCAUAUCAGUGCUUGGACUGUGGAAAGCGGUUCAGUCAGAGUGCCAAUCUCACAACCCAUGAAAGAAUUCAUACAGGGGAAAAACCCUACAAGUGCUUGGAAUGUGGAAAAAACUUCAGAGAGAGGGGCAAUCUCACGUCCCAUCAAAGAAUUCACAGUGGGGAGAAACCAUAUCAGUGCUUGGAGUGUGGAAAGAGUUUCAGUAAGAGUGCCUAUCUUACGUCCCAUCAAAGAAUUCAUACAGGGGAGAAACCCUACCAGUGCCUGGAAUGUGGAAAGUGCUUCACCUGGAAAGAAAGUCUCACUUCCCAUGAAAUGAUCCAUACAGGGGAGAAACCCUAUCAGUGUUUGGAAUGUGGAAAGAGCUUCAAUAAGAGCACCUAUCUCACAUCCCAUCAAAUAAUUCAUACGGGGGAGAAGCCAUAUCAGUGCUUGGAAUGUGGAAAGACCUUCAGUCGGAGCACCAAUCUCACGGCACAUCAAAGAAUUCAUACAGGGGAGAAACCGUAUCACUGCAUGGAAUGUGGAAAGAGCUUUACCUGGAAAGAAAGUCUCAUUUCCCAUCAAAUAAUUCAUAAAGGUGAGAAACCAUUUCAGUGUAUGGAAUGUGGAAAGAGUUUCAGUGAAAGUGCCCAUCUCACUGCCCAUCAAAUAACUCAUACAAGGGAGAAACCCUAUCAGUGCAUGGAAUGUGGAAAGAGCUUCUGUAAGAGGGCCAAUCUUACUUCCCAUCAGAGAAUCCACACUGGGGAGAAACCCUAUCAGUGCUUGGAAUGUGGAAAGAGGUUUAAUACAAGCACAAACUUCCGUCGACAUCAAAGUAUUCACCGUGGGGAGAAACCAUAUCAAUGCUUGGAAUGUGGAAAGAGCUUCAGCCAGAGCACCCAUCUCACUUCCCAUCAUAGAACUCACAGAAGAGAGGAACAAUAUCAUUUCUCGUAAUGUUGAAAGAGCUUCAGUCAGAACAUCAAUCUCAUGACCAAUAAAAUAAUUCAUACAGGGGAGAAACCAUAUCAAUGCUUCUAAUGUGCUAAGAACUUCAGUCAGAGAAUCCAUCAUACUUCCCAUGAAAGAUCUUCCAGAGAGAAUCAUAAAAUUGUAGUGAUCGAUCGACCCUGAGGUUCAUUUACCCCAAUCCCCUCAAGGCUGGAAUCUCAGCUAAAGUAUCUCAGACAGAUGGCCACACAAUCCUUCUGUGGGAAUUCCCUUCCAUUGUUGAAUAGCUAUUAUGGUAUUGUCUAAGUUCUUGUCUGAUGUUCACUUGGAAUCUCCUUUAUUGUUACUUUAAUCCAUGUCUUCAGGUCCUGCUCCUGGAGCAAGAGAACACAAGUUUUCUCCAUCUUCCAUGUGACAGCCCUUUUGAUCUUAGAAGAUGGCUAUCGUAUAUCUCUCGGGCUCCAUUUGUAUGUAAAGUUGUAUGCACCUGUAUCAAAGUAGUUCAUAAUAAGUAUAGUAUAAUAGUAGGUUUAAGGUACUGUUAGCUAGGGAGGUGGGGCAGAGUGAGUUUGGAAUGCUGGGGUGAGAAGUGAUUGGCUGAGUUUUAAAGGAGGUUUGAAUAAAUACGAUAUCCGAAAAGUAGUCAUAAACAAUGAAUGAAACAUUAAAAAUAUACAAUCAAGCUGAACAAUUUCCACAAUAAUUUCAACAAGAUCUUAAAUAAGUAUACAAGAGGAAAAAAUGUAACAGCAACAGCCUCCCCACCCCGAAAUCCCUACGCCCCAGAGUCUGUUCAGCAGGCUCAGCCUUUGCAGCUGGAGUCAGUCCAUCAGUCUGGGCCCUCCCAGGCCAGGUGGAAAAAGGCCUGUAAGGCUGAGAGCAAGUCUUCUGGAGAUGGCCAAGAAUGGUCUCUGGCCUCUUCAGUAGAGACGGUUGGAGGGUGGAGUGGAGGGUGAGAGGGGUGGUUGUUGUGAAGCAACCUUGGUUAAAGUAGGAAUAGAGGAACAGCAUUAUAAUACCUGUUGUUACAGUUGUAAUAAAGUGACAAAAAUGGAAAUGGGGACAUUUGAAAGCAUUCGUUUAUGUACACAAAUUUUCAUUGAAACCUGUUUAUUUUUUCAAAAGUCAGUUGCAUUCUACCACACACCUCCUCCUUCGCUACAUUAGAGCUGAAGUGUUCUGGUAAGAGUGGCAGAGGAGAAAAGCAGGCGUUUGGUGAAAGACCCAGCUCACAGCUGUGCACCUUUUACCAAUGUUGAUUUCAAGGCUUUAUUUUAGCGUUUCUUGUCAUGGGUCCAGUCCUGUGGAACAUCCUGCCACUAGAGAUUCAGUAGGUUCCCGCUGUGCCAACUUUUAACUGCCUGCUAUUUUUGCUUCUAUUCCAUUAGGAGUACGUACACCCCUUCAGGGGUCUAUUGAUGCUUGUUUUAAAAUUUUAUUUUUCCUGUUAACUUGUUUUUAAUUUAGCUUUUAAUUUUAAUUUUUAUGAUAUUAAUUGGUUUUAUGUUCUUAUAUUGCUCUAAACUGCUGUAGUAUAUUUUGAUGAUACAGCUGUCUAUAAAUACUUAAAUGAACAAUCCUGUAAGGGAGUUUAGGCUGAGAGACAGUGACUGGCUGGCCCUGAGCUUGGGAGCUGAGCAAUACUCUCUCUUACCUCCCAGUCCUCUUAAUAUGACCUGUAAUCCCAUCAUCUUUAAAAUAAAUGAAUAAAUAGAAAUGAUGGCUUUUGCUGCAAAGUGGACAGUUGGUUGCAAGGGUAACUUUUUGCAUUGUCCACCGUCACAUAUGAAAACCAGACGAGAAUACAGUCUUCCAAACAGUGAAAUCAAAAUAAAGUCUUUCAGAAGUUCGUGAAAAGAUGGCACCUUGCCCCAAAGACAGUGUCCAAGAUGUCGGGUUCUGCAGCUUCCAGAGAGGAACCUGGCACAGUCCAUGUGCUCCUGGACUAGGGCACCCACCUUCUAACCUGGAAUUAAACAACUGGUCACAGAAAUCAUAUCACACCCUUUAACCUGCUUAACUAUUGGCUGUCCUGUUCCUUAGGUCAAGAAAUCUGAAGCUGCGAAACCUUGAGACUUUGUACACACCUUUCAUUUAAAGCACAUUUCCCCCGGCACACACAACCCACACCUGAAUUUAUUUUGAAUUGUUGGGGUUUUUUUAAAAAAAAAACAUGUUCCUUUAGUGCAUUGUGACUUUUUGGGGUUUCUACAUAGAUGGAUAGACUAGAGAUACUUCGGUGUCAAAGCAGAGUAUCUUAAGAUUUAAUGUUACAGUAGAAAUGUUCCAUUUCAUAUACGGUAAAGUAUCAUAAAAUUUGUUUGCCUAGUGAAUUCAUGGGAGGGGGAAUCAUUUGUACUAUUCUAUGAAUCUGUUUGCAUGGGUUUAAUGUUGUUUGGAGACAAUAACUCUCAGUAAUUUCAUAUUAUCUAUAUGUUUGUCGUGUGUUCAGCACACGUAAUUGCAGAUGAGACUAAAUAAAAUGCUUCCUAGGAAAAUCCCUUGGA
Messenger RNA from Podarcis muralis (Common wall lizard), 4529 nucleotides. The record is from RefSeq and is a predicted model, not a curated record. Lineage: Eukaryota; Metazoa; Chordata; Lepidosauria; Squamata; Lacertidae.